Belonocnema kinseyi is the source of this 3579-nucleotide messenger RNA. RefSeq names its product synaptic vesicle glycoprotein 2B. Gene Ontology annotation, biological process: transmembrane transport. The transcript is spliced from 10 exons. NCBI's taxonomy places the organism in Eukaryota, Metazoa, Arthropoda, Insecta, Hymenoptera, Cynipidae. Bases 774 to 2429 code for a protein of 551 amino acids. Gene Ontology annotation, molecular function: transmembrane transporter activity. Gene Ontology annotation, cellular component: membrane. The record is from RefSeq and is a predicted model, not a curated record.
GUGGGAGGUGGCAGGUAGCUUUUAGUGCUUCAACGAUCCAACACUCACUUCAUCUCCACGCACCGCUUCUCUCGGGUCAAGCUCCAAAUGCCGGCUUAACACAUUCUUCGAGAUUCUUAACAAAGUCCAGCGAUCCCAUAACUAAUACGGAUAACAAGAAGAUAAACCGAAAGGAAAUUCAUUCAAGCAUUUAUGAAGAAAGUAGUGUUGACUAAAUAAGUGAAGAAAACAAGUCAGGAGAAACUUAAAAAAUAAAGUAAAAAGUAAGGAAGUGACAAUUAAGGCCUUGCAAGUGAAAAGUAAAAAAAAACUACUAGGGAGGGAAGAAAUACAGAAACGAGGACUAAAAAAUAUAAGGAAGUGAAAAAAUAUAGAAGAAAGUGAAAAAGUGCGGGAGAAAUAAGGCACAUAGAGCAAGUAGAAGUUAAAAGGAAAACGAGAAACAUUAAGUGUAGUGAUUUCAUCUCCAUGAGAUUUAUAUUAUCAAAAGGUGUUCACAAAGUGUUGGUCAAUCGGACAAAGUGACAAAAGUUGUUAAAAAGCUGCGGUUUUGCCGGAGUUAUCCCUCUCGAGACGGAUUCUUGCGAGUGAGCGCAGAACCUAGCCCCGCCGUUGAGCAGCAGCAGAGCAGCGCAGAAUCAGCAGGAAGAUUUCGCCAAAUUCUCCUCAGCAACCAAGAUACGACCCUCGCUAAGCGAGACAAUCAGCUAAGAGACAUCCUUCUCUGAUUUUUUCCCCAAGCCAGAUUCAUCCAACCGCGCGGACAUCGUAGGAUGGUAGAAGGUGAACCUGACACAAAGCACAAUCAUAAGAGUGAUGUAAAAGACGAUCGCCUAAACGGCUGCGGUUCCAAGGACCUAGAACUCGCACGAAUUGGGUCAAAGGGCAAAACUCUAGAUCCCGAGAAAGGAUCCUACGUGAAAGCUGACUUCGAGAAGGCUAUCGAACUAACCGAGUAUGGCAAGUUUCAUUAUUUCCUGCUCGCAGUAUGCGGGUUCGUUAGCACGAGUGAGGAGAUGGACGUAAUUUCUAUGUCCUUUAUCUUGCCGAGUGCACAAUGUGACCUAAAGCUCGAUACCCAAGCGAAGGGAUGGCUCAACUCCAUCAUCUUCAUAGGGAUGAUGGCGGGCGCCUACGCGUGGGGCUCAGUGGCAGACGCCCUAGGCCGACGCAAGGUGCUCAUUGCCAUAUCCUUUAUGAACGCCCUCUGCAUCGUCGCUUCCAGCUUCAGCCAGUCCUACGAACUAUUUAUGUUCUUCCGUUUCCUCAACGGAGCUGCCCUUGGUGGCAGCGGACCGGUAAUCUGGUCGUACUUUGCGGAAUUUCAGCCCAAGUCGAAACGAGGCUCCAUGCUCUCCUUUAUGGCAGCAUUUUGGACCUUGGGAAACCUCUUUGUAGCUGGACUGGCAUGGUUGAUCAUCCCUAACGACAUUGGUAUUACGGGCCCAUCAUUCACGUACAACUCUUGGCGAAUCUUUCUGCUGAUCUGCGCUGUUCCCUCCUUCGUAGUGGCGGGGCUACUCCUUCUAUUACCAGAAUCCCCCAAAUAUCUACUCUCUCGCGGAAGAUAUGAAGAAGCCCUCAACAUCUUCCGUAACAUUUAUGCCAUAAACACUGGCAAAAACCGCGAAUCUUAUUCGGUGCAUGAAUUAAUCCUCGAUGACUUACAAAAACCGUACCAGGUGAAGGUAGGCUCCGAGGAAAAGAACAAGUACACGAUCAUGUUAGGUGAUAUCAUGGACAACAGUAAAAAACUUUUCAUCUCACCUAUUCUACGUUUCACAGUCAUCUCCAUCAUUAUCAACUUCACCUUCCACAUUGGAUACUACGGGUUGAUGAUGUGGUUCCCUGAACUUUUCAAUCGCUUUGACGAGUUCAACCGUGAUCAUCCUGAUCAGGUUGCGACAAUCUGCGAAGUCACUGACUAUGUUGUAAACCACGGCUCACGCAGUGAUAGUACCAUCUGCUCCGACAAAAUCGGCGCUUCUGUUUUUAUGGAGUCUCUAAUUACAGUAGCAGCUGCCAUUCCUGCGAAUAUUGUUGCCGUCCUAGGAAUGGAUAGACUCGGCCGCAAGUUUUUCCUAGUAUUCAGUACCAUGUCGUCGGGUCUGUGUUCAAUUGGACUAUACUUUGUGUACAAUAAGUAUCAGAAUUUGGUUGUCUCGGCGAUCUUCAGUGGUGUAAUUAGUUGUGGAAAUGCAGCUCUGGAUUGCUUGAUCACUGAAGUAUUUCCAACAAACCUCCGGGCUACGGGGAUCGCCAUUUCAAUGGUCGCCGCUCGUCUUGGCGGGAUCAUCGGAAACAUUGUUAUAGCUCAGCUCCUGGACAUGUAUUGUCCAGCUCCCACCUUCAUCGUUGCAGCUCUUCUUAUUGGUGGAGGUCUGCUUUGCUUAUUUUUACCAAACACAACGCGGGAACCACUUUCUUGACACCGGCGGAAACAAUUCGCUCAAAGAGCCGUGUACAAUAGUCAUAAAGCAUUUGUAUCAACUACGUAUAAUAAGCAUCUCUUCGGUGUUAAACACAGGGUUAAAAUGAUUCAUCCAAGAAAAGGAUUUGCUCUCAAAUAUCGAGAAACUUGCCCUUCCUUCUUAAUGAACUUCACCUCUUAAGAAUCAACCUGAAUUAACCGACUGUUAGCGACUCUUCGGUUCGGUAUUACAAUUUAAAUCCUAUAACGGAUAUAAGUCAUAUUGUUCUUCAGACAUCAUUCCCAGUCAAUGAAAAACCUUCAAUUACCAAAUGACAUCACAUGUGCCUCGAAUUGAACUGUCCUGAUUGACUCACUACCAAAAAUACACAUUAAUAUAUUGACGCCCAACGAUUCAAAAAGCAACUUCUUUCAAAGCCGUAUCUAGUUUUCCUCAGUAUUUCAACAAAUUUAAGACUAUGGAGACUCUAAGCAGAAGUUUAAAGUGCACGUCCACAUUGUUAUUUUUUAAAUAGAUAUAAGCGUAAAAGUGUAGAUUUAGAAAAUAUGUCCCAAGUCGUCGAAAGAUUAGCGCGAAUGUAUGAUAAGGAAUGAAAAUUGCAUUUACUUUUUGGGUGAUGCGAUUAUAUACAGUACAAUUAAUGACGUUAUCAAUUUUUUCGAAAUUCUGACAGAAUAUUGAAGAAGGAGUUUAAUCAUAUUGUAACUGUUCUUUAUUGUGCUAGCAAGAGACAAUGACGGUUUAUAAAAAAUAAGAAACAGUAUUCCAUCCGCUCGACUCUUAAAUGUAAAUGACACUGCAUGUUCUUUUUGUUAAAGAUCUUCUUCGUCUCUUUUGCACCCAUUUUUAUUGAUCACUUUGUAAAUACAAUUUGCCGCAUAUGAAUUACUACCGAAUUUUAAAUUGUAACUCAUACACCUAGGAAACUUUGUUAUAGAAACGAAACAAAUAAAAACGACGCGGUUGUUAUUUCAGUUGUAAUUUUAUUUUAUGGUCUUUGUGACCAGAUCUUAUGUAAUAAUAACUCAUUGUUAUCAUUCCAAUCUUGUAAUUACAAUCACGAGAGUGUGUAUUGCAUAUUAUUACUCGCCCUUAGAAUACUCAAUGAAAAUAAAAGACGAAAGACUUUUUUAGUCCGCAAACGGAA